AUGGAAGGCACAAAAAGUUCACGAUGGGCUGAUUGGAGCGACGAAGACUGUUCAAACGAUGAAGAAAAUCCAACCGUCACAGACCAAAACCCAGAACCUCCAACAAACGAGCAAUCCCAAGAGGUUACUGAACAAAAAUCAAAGCUGGAAUCUCAAAGUCCGCCAUACACAUUAAAGCUCACAAAUGUCCCUUAUAAAGUCCGCCACGAAAACGAAAUUAAAACAUUUUUUGGCCUUACUAACGAACAAAUGGACCAAGUAAAGGUGAAAAUGGUAAUAGAGGACAACAGAUUUAUUGGGCAGGUUUUUGUGAAGAUAGAUCAAAAGCAAUUAGCAUUGAAACUGCUUGAGAAAGAUAGGGCAGAUUUCAAUGGAAGAAAUAUAAGAGUAUAUGCUUCAAAUCCUCAUAUAUCAUAUAUUAACGACAGAGUAAAUAGUAAAAGGGAUUAUGAAAAUCAGAGGAAAGGGAGAUACAACGAAGAAAAAAAUCAGUAUAAUGGUAAUGAGAGAAGGCAGUAUGGUCAAGAAAAUCGAAACUAUAGGACUGAUACUAACUCCUUUUUAGUUAGAAAUGCUAAUUGCUUAUAAAUUGGGUUGAUAAAUUAAAUAUAUAUAGCUUAGCAUUAGCAAAAAAUUAUUAUAAAAAAAAAAAUUGCAUUUAUUCAUAUAAGGUUAAUUUUUUCAAAAAAAUGUCUUUCCUAUAGGAGUAAGAAAAAGUACAUCAAAAAAGAAAGUCCAGUCAUAAAAACUUCUCAAAAAAUUACAAUUGCGCCAGAUCCAGAAAAUAAACCGCAUCCACAGAAAAUCAUCAUAGCUUCAGAUUCUCAAACUAAUGUUAAAACCCCAGCUAAGAACGAAGAACGAAAAUAUCCUGAAGAAACAACUUAUAAUUUGAAAAGUAUUGAAAAGCCAGUCGAGGUGAAACCUACCAUAGUUUCAGACGAAAAGCCAAAGCCAAAAUCAAAUCCAUUUGCAAGUGCAAAACCGAUAGACACCACAAAAAGAGACUUAAUUUUUGAAGAAAAAGCUAAAGCCGAGAAGUCAAAAGUCCUUGAAGAUGAAACUUAUCAUAUUGGGAAAAUUUCAUCUAAAUCCUCAGUGAUAUUUGAAAAAAAUAAAUUCUUAAAUCGUCAUGUUUUCAAAUAAAAAUUUAAUUAUUUUUUUUUAAAAAUUAAGUUAAUAAAUUGAAAAGUUUUCUUAUGAAAAUUAAGAAAAAUGAAGAAGAAUGUGUCCCAGAAAAAGUGGUUGAAGUAGAGCAUGAUCAAGAAAUAAAAAAUUCCUCGGAACAAGGAAAUAACCGUGAAGAUUACUAUCAACGAAGACCAUACAGAGGAAGGAACUUUAAUUCAAGAGGUAGCACAAGAGGAGGGUAUGACGGAAGGUAUCGCCGAAAAGAAUAUAUAGACUAA
This is a messenger RNA of Blepharisma stoltei, 1409 nucleotides long. NCBI's taxonomy places the organism in Eukaryota, Ciliophora, Heterotrichea, Heterotrichida, Blepharismidae. The record is from the annotation of a GenBank genome assembly.